AUGAGGGCCCUGGGGACACUGGUCGUGCUGAGCACCUGGCUCCUCUCGCCCGCCCGGGCCCAGGCCGCGGAGCGGCACCUGAAGCCCUGGCUGGUGGGCCUGGCGGCCGUGGUGGGCUUCCUGUUCCUGGUCUUCCUGCUCAUGCUGGCCAACCGCGUCUGGUGCUCCAAGGCCAGAGCUGAGGACGAGGAGGCCACCUUGAGGAUGGAGCCCAGCGUGCAGCAGGACGAGAGCCCCAGUAAGGGACGCAAGAGGGAGAAGAAAGGGAAGGAGAGAGAGGCCGAGGAGGGAGGAGAGCGCAACCUGGCGCUGGAGCUGGAGGAGCGGGAGCCGGGAGCCAGGAGGACGGCGCUCUGA
Molecule: messenger RNA, 357 nt
Organism: Sciurus carolinensis (gray squirrel)
Lineage: Eukaryota; Metazoa; Chordata; Mammalia; Rodentia; Sciuridae
Gene: Smim24
Product: small integral membrane protein 24
Exons: 4
Coding region: 1-357 (118 amino acids)
Source: RefSeq, a predicted model, not a curated record